This is a messenger RNA of Paramormyrops kingsleyae, 2452 nucleotides long. RefSeq names its product transcription factor B1, mitochondrial (gene tfb1m). Gene Ontology annotation, cellular component: mitochondrial matrix. Gene Ontology annotation, biological process: transcription initiation at mitochondrial promoter; rRNA methylation. Gene Ontology annotation, molecular function: mitochondrial transcription factor activity; rRNA (adenine-N6,N6-)-dimethyltransferase activity. NCBI's taxonomy places the organism in Eukaryota, Metazoa, Chordata, Actinopteri, Osteoglossiformes, Mormyridae. The record is from RefSeq and is a predicted model, not a curated record.
GAAAGUCACAUAUGGGUUAAAUGCAGAGGACACAUUUCGUUGUUGCGCACUGUGUGCUGUGGUGCAUUGACAAUGACCACUAAACUUGAACUUAUUUUAUUUCUAUUUGGUUGAAAGAUGUACUUGACUUGACCACGUGGGGGCGAUGGUUCAUAGUACUGUUACAUGUAUCUUUUAACAUAAUAUGAAUCUUACUUAACCACGUUUCCUGGGUCUUCAAGCAUAAGAUUUUUUUUUCCUAUAACGGAACAUCUUAUUCAAGAUUUCACAAGUUAUGUCCAUAUUUAAAUGUUGUGGAUUUUAUGGUUAGAGAUUUGUGCUAUAUGCAGCCCCCGUUUAAAACGGUCUGAUUAAACUGAAUAGAAACAGUUUAAAUCAGAAACAGUCCUUUUUCCAAUCCAUUGCAACUAAGCAUAGAUUUUCCGUACUUUAUAGAUUUUUUUUUUUACACAACAACCCAUAAACAUUAUUGGAUUCCAAUCUUUGUGUAGUCAAAUAAUGAAACAUCACCACAAUUAUAUUGUGUAUAUAUGUCUAUUAUUUUGAAGAAUGACUAUAUUAUAGGGUGGCAUGUUGAUGUAGUGGUCAGCGCUGUCACCUCACACCUCUGGGAUCUGGGUUCGAGUCUCCGCCUGGGUCACAUGUGUGUGGAGUCUGCAUGUUCUCCCCGUUCGGGUUUCCUCUGGGUACUCUGGUUUACCCCCGCAGUCCAAAAACAUUCUGUGCUCUGUGUGUGUGAGUGUGCCCUGCGAUGGGUUGGUGUCCCCUCCUGGCUUGUUCCCUGCUUUGCGCCUGUGGCUUCUUGGAUGACCUCUGAACCCCUCGUGACCCUGAAUAGAGAAAUCUGAGAAAUGGCAGCGUCUGGCAAAAUGGCGUCCUUCCGGCUGCCCCCUCUUCCGACCAUCGGAGAGAUCAUACGGCUGUACAACCUACGGGCAGAGAGGCAACUUUCCCAGAAUUUUCUCCUGGACAUGAAACUCACAGACAAAAUCGUGCGGCAGGCGGGGAGCCUUAAGGGCGCCCACGUGUGUGAGGUGGGCCCUGGGCCGGGGGGCCUGACCCGCUCGAUCCUGAACGCCGGUGCCGCCGACCUGCUGGUGGUGGAGAAGGACGCGCGGUUCGUCCCGGGCCUGCAGCUCCUGUCGGAGGCGGCCCCAGGGAGACUGAGGAUGGUGCAAGGUGACAUACUGACCUACAGAAUGGACAGAGGUUUUCCGAAAAAAAUAGCCAGGAAAUGGGAGGAGGAACCUCCAGAGCUGCACAUCAUUGGGAACCUCCCCUUCAGCGUCUCCACCCCCCUCAUCAUCAAGUGGCUGGAGGCCAUGUCGGACCGGACCGGUCCCUUUGCAUUCGGACGCACUCGGCUGACGCUCACCUUCCAGAAGGAGGUCGCGGAGAGGCUGACUGCCGGCCCCGGGAGCAGACAGAGAAGCCGCCUGUCUGUCAUGACCCAGUACCUCUGCAAAGUACGCGACUGUUUCACCAUCCCAGGACGAGCCUUCGUACCAAAACCCAAGGUAGACGUGGGCGUAGUGCACUUCACUCCACUGGCUCAGCCCCAGAUCCAGCAGCCCUUCAAGCUGGUGGAGAAAGUCGUCAAGAACGUCUUCCAGUUUCGGAGGAAAUACUGCCGCAGAGGGAUCGAGAUGUUGUUCCCGGAGAUGUUGCGUCUGGAGCUCGCCGAGCAAAUGCUGCAGAUGGCGGAUGUGGACCCAACCCUGCGGCCCACCCAGCUCUCAGUUGCCAAGUUCGGAGCUCUGGCAGAUGCCUACAGCAAACUGUGUGCACGUAACCCAGGCCUGUUCUCCUAUGACUUCAGAGAGGAACGGAGGAACAAAGGCAGAGAUAAGGGUCUGCUUGCUGAAGGACUUGACAGCGAGGAAGAUGACGAAGAGCAUUACUGACACAGAGCCAGUCCACUGAGAUGAAAGGUAAAGACUCGUGAAGACCCCUUCUAGUGUUGACAUUUCAACAAACAAGAGUGUGAAUUUGAGAAACAAUUUCUGUACGAAAUAAGAUAAAUGUGAGAUGGUGGUGCAGGGGCGACACUGGCCUUUGUCCCCAUCACAGCACACAUUUUACAAGACUGUCACACUUCACAGAAUCAAGUGUCAAAUGAACUGUGACAGUGCAAGGACUGUGAUCUGGUUAUGGCCCAGCACUUCAGCUAAUGAAUGUUGUUUGGUGUCCUAAGUGGUGAAUUGGUGGCCAAAAAUAUUUUUUAUUCCUUGUGGAAUACUGCAUGCAUGAGAACAUGGUGGCAUGGAGGCUAAUUCUCUCUUACUGCAGUUGUACGACUCAAAGGGAAGCUUAUGAUGAUUUUUUCAAAGCUUUAAUGUGAAAACUAUUUAAUCUGAAAUUUGGAAAGCUGAGUCGAUGCAUACAUUUUUGGCGUGUCUGAAAUCUGUUUUGCAAUUAAAAGUAAAAGUAUCCCCCUUUUUUCCCUGGUGAA